Molecule: messenger RNA, 553 nt
Organism: Pan troglodytes (chimpanzee)
Lineage: Eukaryota; Metazoa; Chordata; Mammalia; Primates; Hominidae
Product: cytochrome c oxidase subunit 4 isoform 1, mitochondrial-like
Biological process (GO): mitochondrial electron transport, cytochrome c to oxygen
Cellular component (GO): respiratory chain complex IV
Source: RefSeq, a predicted model, not a curated record
GGACACCGGGCAUAGAGGGCGGCGGUGGUGGGGCAGCUGCGGCAGAAUGUUGGCUACCAGGGUAGUUAGCCUAGUUGGCAAGCGAGCAAUUUCCACCUUGGUGUCUGUACGAGCACACGGAAAUGUUGUGAAGAGCGAUGACUAUGCGCUCCCAGCUUAUGUGGAUCGACGUGACUAUCCCGUACCCGAUGUGGCCCAUGUCAAGCACCUGUCUGCCAGACAGAAAGCCUUGAAGAAGAAGGAGAAGGCCUCCUGGAGCAACCGCUCCACGGAUGGGAAAGUCGAGUUGUAUCACAUUCAGUUCAAGGAGAGCUUUGCUGAGAUGAACAGGGGCGUGAACGAGUGGAAGAUGGUUGUGGGCGCUGCCAUGUUCUUCCUUGGCUUCACGGCGUUCAUUAUCAUCUGGGAGAAGCGCUGUGUGUACGGCCCCAUCCCGCACACCUUUGACAAAGAGUGGGUGCCCAUGCAGACCAAGAGGAUGCUGGACAAGGUGAACCCCUGCAGGGCUUCGCCAGCCAAGUGGGACUAUGACAAGAACGAGUGGAAGAAGUGA